Candidozyma pseudohaemuli is the source of this 1161-nucleotide messenger RNA. RefSeq names its product ubiquinol--cytochrome-c reductase subunit 7 (gene QCR7). Gene Ontology annotation, biological process: mitochondrial electron transport, ubiquinol to cytochrome c; nucleotide metabolic process. The transcript has 3 exons. The record is from RefSeq and is a predicted model, not a curated record. Gene Ontology annotation, molecular function: ATP:ADP adenylyltransferase activity; ATP binding. NCBI's taxonomy places the organism in Eukaryota, Fungi, Ascomycota, Pichiomycetes, Serinales, Metschnikowiaceae. Bases 1 to 1161 code for a protein of 386 amino acids.
AUGAGCUUGAGUGAACUUUGGAAAUCUGUUGAAGAAAGAUUUAAAGCUGCUGAGAUUGACGGCUCUUUACUCUUUCAAGGUGACGGCGCAGAAAAUGAGAGAAUUCUGGAACUCAGUGAAUCUUCCAAAUAUGAAUUCCAAAUUACGGUAUUACCCAAUCUUCAGCACCGACCUGAAAUGGGCACAGUUCAAAAGAAUCCUUUUGCUAAACCUGAACCGGAAUUGACUAUCAUUGACUCUUUUGGAGAUUCAGAUGAAUUUAGACUAUUGUUAAAUAAGUUUCCCGUCUCCCCUAACCAUUUUAUGAUGGUGACCAAAGAGUUCAAGUCACAAAACACCCCAUUGACACCCUCAGAGCUCUUGGCAACAUAUCAGAUUGUUGACGCUUUAAAGACACAGGACAAAGAUUCACGUUGGUUUGCUUUCUACAAUUGCGGACCUAAUAGUGGCGCCUCCCAGCCACAUAAGCAUGUUCAGUUCUUGACGCUACCUGAAGGCAAUGUGGAUUUUAAUCUUGAUAUAGCGAGAAGAACAGAGUUUUUUAUCCCAGAUCAAAACCGUGAACCUUUACAGGACCCCAGCCUACCAUAUGCUCAUUUUAUAGUCCCUCUUCCGGACGGGCCCGGAAUGGAUGCUGAGGUUUUGGCUAUGUUGUUUGCCUCCCUUCUCCAAAGAACAUUGACCACACUACAAAAAAAUCAGAUCGAGACCAUUAGCUACAACUUCUGCUUGACACCGCAGUAUAUGAUGAUGAUUCCAAGAUCCCGAGGCAAGUUUGACGAUGUCAUUGGCAUCAACUCUUGCGGUUAUAUGGCGUCUGAUUGGAUCUUGUCAAGGCCAACGUUGGCCAAGGUAGUGACUCCACUUGCUAAAACAUUUGUGGCAUAUGCUGGUUACAGAGAAAUGGGCUUGAGAUUCAAUGAUUUAAUCGCCGAAGAGAACCCAAUAGCCCAGAAGGCAAUCUCCAGGCUUCCUGAAGACGAAAGUUACGCCAGGAACUUCAGAAUCAUCACUGCCCAUCAAUGUGCCUUGUCACACCAGUUGCUUCCCCCAAACAAGGCUAUUAAGCCAGAGGACGACACCCCAUACUUGAUUCCUUAUCUUUUGGAAGCUGAAAAAGAAGCAUUUGAGAAGAAGGAGUUGGACAACAUCAAGGUUUAA